This is a messenger RNA of Fusarium verticillioides 7600, 3828 nucleotides long. Its product is annotated as TKL protein kinase. The record is from RefSeq and is a predicted model, not a curated record. The transcript has 3 exons. The coding region runs from base 1 to 3828 and encodes 1275 amino acids. Gene Ontology annotation, biological process: protein phosphorylation. NCBI's taxonomy places the organism in Eukaryota, Fungi, Ascomycota, Sordariomycetes, Hypocreales, Nectriaceae. Gene Ontology annotation, molecular function: protein kinase activity; protein binding; ATP binding.
AUGCAGUCGGACACAGGUAGUGGAGUCUGGGACUCUCGGUUCGCUGACACGUCAGAUGCAGCUCUCGCGUGGACGCCAGCGUCGGCCUCGACUGGCGAUUCUGAGACAGACAACAUCUUGCAAGACAUUCUAAUGAUAGUACGCAAUGAAUUACCAUACGUUCAGCCCGAGUUCCUCAAAUUUGAUAGUCGCCUGGGUAAAGGAACUAGCUUUGAGGUUAACAAGGAGCUCUUUGGCUUGACUGGCGAGCAGCCCUACUUCGUUGCUGUCAAACGCCUCUGUAUGGACCACGCGACAGGCGGCACCAAACAGACACACAAACGAAUUCAGAAAUCUUCAAAGCGUCUGAUUAACGUCAAGCGUGAAGUCCGGGUCCUCACGCACCCAAGACUGCGAUCCCAGAGCUGCCUAAUCUCAGCCAUCGCUUGGGGCUGGGAACCAGAUCUAGCUUUUGGCAACCGACCUUAUCUAGUCAUGCCUUACUCGCCGCACGGUACUCUCGCCGCUUUCUCCCAGAAAAGGAGCCUAAAUCUAAUCGACAGGCGUUUCCUGGUCCUGGAUGUUGCCAUGGGCAUCCGUGCGCUGCACGACAGCGACAUUGUGCAUGGAGACGUCAAGCCUGACAACGUCCUGGUCUAUGGCUAUUUCACGCGAGAUAAAGAUGAAGAUCGCCAUUAUCUAGCCAAACUGGCCGACUUCGGGUGUGCUCUGUUUAAACAAGACUUUGAGCAACAGCACGAAUACUACCUCGGGACGCCCAGAUAUAACGCUCCUGAAAUUUGCGGCUGGACUAAAGACACUGAUGAGGAGUCUCUGAUUGAAAAGAUCCCCGUGUUUACAAGGUACAAAGCUGCUGACUGCUAUUCUUUCGGCCUUGUUCUUUGGGAGACUAUCACGCACGCCAAGUCAUUCAUUGAACCUGCUUGGCUCAGCCCUGGAGAAACUGCCUUGGGGUUCCUGGAACGCUCAUUUUACACUAAGGAAAAUGCUAUUUUGGAGCUUGCCACCGAGUCUUUGCGCUCGGAACAAAGGUAUGUAGAAACGGUUGAAAACAAAGACUUUAAGCCGUCUGCUGGCGUGCCUUCAUACCCAUCAAAUCCGACGAACACAGGGCUGAACGGGUACUUUGGUGAAUGGACUCAACUUCGCAAGGGCCUAGACGCUAUAGGCGCACCGCCAGAUUCACAGUCUUUCCAAGUGUUCGAGGCAACGGUCGCCUUGUGCUUACAGGAGAGAAUUUCGCGUCGAGGCAAUAUCCAUCAAAUUGUCGAAGCACUCUCCAAGGGAGUCAAUGGCGAUAUACCUGAGAAUUCCAGAAUGGAGAAAAUACUGCCACUGGAAAUAAAGAUCAACGGGGAAAGUCCUUAUCUGGGGGACCGAUAUGAGAAGGUGCUGGCCCCGACUAUGUUGAUGAGCCCAGUCACUCGAGCCGUAUUCCUCGAUAAGGGUAGUCAUACUUAUAGCAGCUCCAAGAACCUACAGGUCGUUCCUAGAGACGAACCAGCCGAUCCGUUUCGCCAACUGAUCAGGGUCCCAGCUCAAAAAAGAUGCGAAAUUCUAGUUUUGACGCCUCAAGCAUAUCAAUACAAGUCAGAAGACAUGUUCAAAGCAAUUUCACGCAGACAGCCUCCCUGGUACAAUCAGUGUGAAGCAGCUAAACUGAUCCAAAAAGCCAUCAUGACAGAAGAUGAUCCACAAGAAAGGUCUCAGGCCCACCUACAGAUGGCCAUGAUGAGUCAAGUUGGCUACGGAGUUGCGCCAGAUAGCUUGGAAGCUCUGAGUCAUCUCCAGGAAGCAGCCAAAAGCAACAAGGUCGCCCAGGCUAUCUUAUAUCCUGUUAGGGCCGCCUUAAAGCCUGAUCAGAUGGAUACAGAUGUCCCAACAUCUCCUAUCAUGUACAGAAACCUCGACGUCUUUCAUGACGGUGUUGCUUGGAGAGAGGCUGGCAGUAAAGAAGCAGACCAAUUCAUCAAUCUUGGUCCCAUCAGCGUGGAAUCAUUCAAGAAAUUCGAGAUUCUAGUCAAGAAGGGCCGGUUUCAAUCUAAGGAGCUAUGUGAAGCUCUCACAGCUGCUUGCAGAGACGGAAAUCUCGACGCCGCGAUCCUACUUGCGCGACAAUGCGACGACCUUUCUCAUAUGGACUCAAAUAUGCCGAAUGCUUUGCACUGGUUGGUUCUCUUCAGUCAAGCUGAAGCUCUGAGUCUACUUGAGAUCAUGGUCUCUGGUCCAGAACAGACACCUAAGGAGGAUCGUAUGAAAGUGAUACGAUCUCUACUUGCUGCUGAGCAUGGGCAAUUAAAUGUUCUACUUCCCCACAGAUGUAUGGAACUACGAGGGAAUCCACUCCACUGGGCGGUCAUCGCGGGGUACACAAAGCUUGCUGGAGAAUAUCUAAACCUGGGAGCUGAUGUCGAUAAAAGGAACGAGUGGCGGAAAACAAGUCACGAGGACGGCUACACAGAACAUAUUCCAAGCUUAAGCCCGCUUGAUCUCGCUGUGGCAGGUCACUACCCCGACAUGGUAAAGCUUCUUAUCGGCCAUGGCAGUGAGACCUAUGGGGGAGAUUGGCAUUGGACGCAUUCUCCGUUCCACAUGAUUGGAUACAAUAUGAUUCCUUUCGGACGGUAUGUGGCUCACGGUCAGUCUUAUCGGGCUGCUCUGCGGGAAACAAUCAAGAUCCUGUUGCAAGCAGGACUAGAUAUCAAUGGCUUGGACAAUCUCAAACAAACACCACUAUUCUCGGCGGUAAAGAACAUGGAUCUGGAGGAAUACGUUCUUGAGGAACUAAUUCUAGCGGGAGCCUUGCCUGGAGAAGAAUGCGAAAAAAACCAUGGCAAUGCGGUCGUCUGGGCUAUCAUAGACAGUGCUCACCGUCGCCUAUCGUGGAGGAAGAUACCAAUUCUUCUGCCAUUGGUCUCCGAUAUCAACGCGUGCACAGCUGGCGAUAGUGGCCUAAAUGCACUGCACUACUGCGCUGUUUUUGAUGCCGUACCUGUAGCCCAAAUUCUGCUCCAGUUACCAGCGAUUGAUGUGGAGGCAGAAAGCACUUUGGGAGCCACUGCUAUGCACUUCGCGACUCAGAGAGGGUCACUGGGUGUUCUAGAUCUGUUGAUCAAGAGGGGCGCCAAUCUUCACCGGCGAGAACCUUUUGAGGCAGCGAUCUCAGGUGGACAAAUCGACGCCCUCCGGAUGCUACUUGACGCCGGGUCAAAGGCAUGGUGGAAAAGUCGAUCCGGACAGUCUAGGAACAUCCUUGGAUACGCAGUGAGAAUGCAUUCCCAGAGGCCAUCCUAUGUAAGAGCAUGUCUUUCCAGAUGCCCACAGUUACGCGCCGAGGAAGUCAUCAAUAAGGGUGACGAUAAUGGAUGGACGGCCCUUCACUACUGUGCAUACUAUGGAGACCUAGAUGGUGCCCGGGCACUCAUAGACUACGAUGCAGACGUCGAUACGGUUAAUGCGAUGGGUCAUACACCUCUCCAACUUGCAGUCAAAACCUACGAGGAGUUGACAGUAUACCUGAACGGGGUACCGCACUUCACAGACCAUCCACGUAUAUUUAAAGACAUAGAUGGCCUUGAAAGAUGGAGUCAUGACUACGUUGAGAAGGCACAACGUAUCGAGACUGUUCUCAAGGAUUCCUUGUUUGAAGUAAUCAGACUGCUUCAGCAAGCUGAACGAGAGAAGCACCCCGGUAAAGAAGUGAAGGAGGUGAGCCGAGGUCUAGGAAAGGUUCAGACAGAGGUGAUAACGACGCAGAAGGAGGUUAGAAAUCACUACCGUUCUUUAGCAUUUACAAAGGCGCGACUGGAAGGCUACUCUGAGAACUGA